AAACGCGGCUCAUCACAGAAUGAUCGUACGGGCAUUGCGGCUCCGGGAGGGCCGACUGGCCCUGCCCAGAUCAACAUAUUCGUCCGUUCAGCCAAUGCGAUCAUGGCGGAGAUACGUCUCAUCAUUGGAGACAUCAAACACAUCGGAGUCGCCUUUCCCUUCGGACAGUACACCAAGCAAUGCAUCAUUCGAUACUCAAGGUCUUGUCCCUCCGGGCAAGACUCUUUUCCAACGCGAGCUCAUUCCCAUUCGACCUGUCUCGGUGAACGACAUUUCACAUCCUGUCGCACAAGUAUACGCGCGACACACCUAUGAGAAACAAUUGUUCAAUCCUCUAGGUAGUGCUGGGAGGGCUAUUUACAAGCCUCACGAGUUACUCGCCUACCCUCCACGACCGGAAGACAUCACGCUCGAAUUACUUCUCGCCUCUGGGGCCCAUUUGGGUCACGCGACACAACUUUGGCACCCUGGCAACUCGCAGUACAUUUUCGGUGUACGCGGCACUGAAAGCGGAGACCCUAUUCACAUCAUCAGUCUGGAUGUGACCGCCUCGCAUCUCCGUCGUGCUUGCAAGGUCGUCGAAUCUGUUGCAGAAAAUGGAGGUGUCAUCCUAUUUGUGGGAACAAGGAGUGGGCAGUCAAGAGUCACCGUCAGGGCUGCGGGUUUGGCAAAGGGUUGUCACCUUUUCACCAAAUGGGUACCUGGAAGCAUAACGAACGGACAACAAAUCCUCGGCAACUGUGCGAAGAAAGUCGUUGAUUCAUCAGACCACGAGAUGGAAGGCUUCGACGAUCAGCUCGACGAUUAUGCUGCAAUCAAGCCGGAUCUUGUCGUAUGUCUCAAUCCAGUGGAGAACUAUGUCUUGUUGCGCGAAUGCGGCCAACACGGCAUUCCGACGAUCGGUAUCAUUGAUACUGAUUGUAAUCCUACUUGGGUCACGUAUCCUAUUCCCGCCAACGACGACAGCCCGCGAUGUGUACAAGUGAUAGCUGGAGCUCUCGGCCGUGCAGGUGAAGCUGGUCACAAGACACGAUUGGGGCUUUCAGAGCAAGGUGUCGUCAAAUACAACGCUCGUCAUAGAUUGAAGCCCCCGAAGUCUCGUGCUGCACGACGUCGGGUAGAAGGUGCUGCCGCGUCACAUGACUACGAGGUAGAUGUGAAUGAUCUAGGAGGCGUACCAGUGGAUCAAUAUGAACGCGACCAAGAGCUGUUUGCACUUCUGGGAGGCGAUCUUCAAGCUUACAACCCAACUGAGAGCGAAGGGGUCGAUUUGGAGAGCGAAGAUGCCCAAGAUGCAGCAGCAGAGGCCUUCUCGCUCGAGGGCAAACAAGAUAUCUCGAGAAUUAUUUCUGAGGUACAGCAGUCGGAGUCGAAAUCUCAAGAUGCGAGCACAAGUUCAAAAUUGUCAGAAUUGCGAUCUGCUGCCGAUGCUGAGGUGAAACUUGACAUUCGUGAGGAGGAUUACGUGCAACUACAGGGUCGUUCCGGGAAACACGCAGAGGUGCAAGAAAAAUCUGCGAAGACGCAGCAGCAAUCUGCGACCGAUUUCCUCGCACCCGGCGCCGAAUUCCUCCAAAACGCUAGCGACGAGGAGUUUGAAGCAAUGCUUCGUGGAGCCAAAGCGAAAAGAGAAGCGGCCAAGCGGGUAUCCAGCACCGCAGCACCUAGCACCCCAACGCAAGACAAAGCCAAUAAACACGAACGUCAAAGCAGUGCGUCACUUGAUCCGUCGGCGGAUGAGCUAAAAGAAGCUGCGGCGGCGGCGCCGGUUGCCUCUCCAUCUCCAGAGAAGCGAUCCCCAACAAUAGCUGCGACCCCCGCGCCGCCAUCAUCACCGUCACCAAGCUCGGCCCCGGAGGAGAAGCAGGAAACAUCAGCACAGGCUGCAGAGGAAUCACAGCCGCAACCCGCCGCAGCUGACGCCGAGACCGCAACCAUGGAACCGUCGCCGGCCGAGAUAUCAUCGACAAAGACCGCUGCAGGAUCAAAGCCAGCAGAACAGGAUGCUUUACUUCUUGAGGCUAAGGAGAAAUCUGAGUUUGUUGGAAAACGUCUGCAAGCUCAAGAAGCUCAAGAUGGUGUCCAGUUCGCGUUCGAUCAAGCUACGGAAGUGCAGGAGGCUACGGUCGAAGAGCAAGCUCCCAUUGAGAAGGACGUCCCUUCGCAACCUGCAAGCGAGGGUGUGAAGGCAGAAGAGUCGGUCUCAACGAAGGUAGAGACACCGGCGGCGGCUCAGGAGGUGGUACCAUCUCAAGCUGAACCGAAGCAGUCGGUUGAGGGAACGCCAGGAGCUAAACAGGAAGAGAAGAAGUGAUAGGGUGGACGAACUUCUGCCACCGUUGGCACGCUCUGGACUGUAUUAUUUGCUUCUUUGUAAAAGCUGUAUUAAAUAGACGCUUGUGUACCCUUCCCAUCAUUGUGCUGUCGUCAAUGUCAAUUACAUGCUUUUGCUCGU
This is a messenger RNA of Dissoconium aciculare CBS 342.82, 2455 nucleotides long. RefSeq lists its product as uncharacterized. The transcript has 2 exons. Gene Ontology annotation, molecular function: structural constituent of ribosome. The coding region runs from base 20 to 2314 and encodes 764 amino acids. Gene Ontology annotation, biological process: translation. Lineage: Eukaryota; Fungi; Ascomycota; Dothideomycetes; Mycosphaerellales; Dissoconiaceae. The record is from RefSeq and is a predicted model, not a curated record. Gene Ontology annotation, cellular component: mitochondrial small ribosomal subunit; ribosome.